Eublepharis macularius is the source of this 750-nucleotide messenger RNA. Its product is annotated as zinc finger protein RFP-like. The transcript is spliced from 4 exons. Gene Ontology annotation, molecular function: zinc ion binding. Bases 1 to 750 code for a protein of 249 amino acids. NCBI's taxonomy places the organism in Eukaryota, Metazoa, Chordata, Lepidosauria, Squamata, Eublepharidae. The record is from RefSeq and is a predicted model, not a curated record.
AUGGCUGCUCAGAGUCCCAAAAAGAGGCUUCGGUACGAAGCGACUUGCCCUGUCUGCCUUGGCUAUUUUGCUGAGCCAGUGACUCUGGACUGUGGGCAUAAUUUCUGCCAAUCCUGUAUCACCAGAAGCUGGGAGGAACCUGGCAAGGAUGCCACCUGCCCUCAGUGCAGGAAGGGUGUGGUGAGAGACUUCAAGCCAAAUAGAUCUCUGGCGAGCGUGGUGGAAAUAUCCAAACAACUGGGUUUGCCAGCAGCAAGGGGGGCAGAGAUAAGCGAGGGAGAAUGUGUGAGGCACCAGGAGCCCCUGAAACUCUUCUGCAAGGAAGAUGAAAUCUCCAUCUGUGUGGUAUGUGGCCUGUCCAGGGAGCACAGAAACCAUGGUGUAGUCCCUGUGGAAGAGGCUGCUCAAGAAUACAAGGAUGAGAUGUGUUCCUGCCUGGAUGGCCUGAGAAAGAAGAGAGAAAAUAUUCUGGAGUGUAAAGUGGGCAAAGAAAAGGAAGGACAAGACCUGCUUAAACACAUGGAACAAGAGAGGGAGAAGAUGGUGGCUGAAUUCAGAGGCUUGUGUCAGUUUCUGGAACAACAAGAGAAACGUCUCCUGGGUCAGAUGAAAGAGCUGCAGAAGGAGGUUGAAAGAGAAAGGGAUGAGCACCUGGCCGAACUCUCCACAAAUCUCUCCUCUCUUGAUAGUCUCAUCCAAGAGAUGGGGGAGAAGAUUCAGCAGCCAGCCAGUGGACUCCUGCAGGUGUGA